AUGUCGCGACUGCGCGAGCGCGUACAACAUGCUCGUUUGGAUCUUAAGAGCAAGACGACUGUCGAUGGCUGGGUACUCGAAAAGCAAGAAUCCAGCUGGGCCCCUGCGGGAACAUGGUCGAACGCUGAUCUCGACAUAACUCCUGUCGAGAGGCGCACUUGGACCAGUUGGACGAUCUUUGGAUACUGGUUCAGCGAUAUCAUAAGUAUCCAGAGCUACCAGACCGGAUCCACUAUACUCGCAGUAGGGCUCACAUGGCAUGAAGCCGUCUUCGCUAUUGUAUUCGGCUCCUUCGUCAUGGGCAUCCCCAUGGCACUGAACGGCUAUACCGGGGCAAAGACACAUGCACCGUUUCCGAUCCUCGCACGUGCAUCAUACGGAUAUCAGUUGGCCAAGUUCCCCGUCGUGGUCCGCCUCAUCACGGCCCUGUUCUGGCACUCCAUCACCAAUUUCCUCGGCGUAGGCCCGACCAUCCAAGUCAUACGGUCCAUCUGGCCAUCCUUCAGGACUCUCCCUAACCACCUCCCAGAAUCAGCGGGCAUCACGUCGCAACAAAUGAUCGCAUACUUCGUGCUUUGGGUCGUGCAGUUCCCUCUGCUGCUGAUCCCGCCACAUAAAAUGCGCUGGCUGUUCACCGUCAAAAUCAUCAUGGCCACAGCCACUAUUGUGGGAAUGACUAUUUGGAUCUGCGUCAAAGCCGGCGGCAGUGGAGACAUUUGGGACCAACAGCCUGCCGUCACAGGCUCAGCCAAGUCCUGGCUGGUCAUGUGGUCCCUCAACAGCUGUACCGCGUCGUGGAGCACGGUGGGCGUGAACAUCCCAGACUUCACGCGCUACCUCCGCAAGCCUCGCUCCGCGCUGCAGCAAGCACUCUGGUUCCCCUUGAUCUGCAGCUGGGUCGCCGUCAUCGGCAUCAUCGUCACCUCGGCUUCCUAUGUGCUAUAUUCCGAGUACAUCUGGGACCCAAUAGCCAUCAUCGACACGUGGGAAGGACCUGGAGGUCGCGCUGCCGCGUUCUUCGCCGGCAUGUCGUGGGUCCUCGCUCAAAUUUGCGUCAACGUAUCUGCAACUGUGAUCUCUGGAGCGAACGAUCUGGCAAAUCUCUUCCCAAAGUGGUUCAACAUUCGACGUGGGGCCAUCUUCAUCACCAUCAUCGGCGGGUGGGCGAUGGUGCCCUGGAAGAUCCUGCACUCCGCGAGUUCUCUGUUGAGUUUCAUGGGCUCGCUGGCGAUUUUCCUGUCGCCUAUGAUGGCGAUUCAAAUUGCCGACUUUUUCAUCGUCAAGAAACAACACCUCGAUCUGCCGGCCCUGUAUCAGCCACACGGCCGCUACCGAUAUAUCUUCGGCGUCAACUGGCGGGCAUUGGUUGCGCUCACCGCAUCUAUCACGCCUUGUCUCCCUGGUCUGGCAUAUAAUGUCAAUCCGAAUGUCGAAAUCGGUGGAGCAGCAUAUUUGAUCCAAUUUAAUUGGUAUUACGGAUUUGUCGUUGCAUUUGUGUGUUAUAGUGUAGCGAGUUUGUUGUUUCCUGCGAGGGAGACACUGGUGCAUUGUAUGAUUGAGACAAAUGAUGAGGGGAAUGUGGAGAGGAUCGAGGCCGAGAAAGGGUUGGAGAUUGUUACUGCCAGUGAGAGACUGAGUGGUCAUUAG
Molecule: messenger RNA, 1647 nt
Organism: Exophiala bonariae
Lineage: Eukaryota; Fungi; Ascomycota; Eurotiomycetes; Chaetothyriales; Herpotrichiellaceae
Exons: 3
Coding region: 1-1647 (548 amino acids)
Biological process (GO): nucleobase transport; transmembrane transport
Cellular component (GO): plasma membrane
Molecular function (GO): nucleobase transmembrane transporter activity
Source: RefSeq, a predicted model, not a curated record